AUGUUCGAUGGUUCAGAAAGUAUAGGAGGCCCCAUCACGAAGUUCGUUGAAACAGGGAUCCGCGUGUCAGAGGAGGACGAAGUUCGUGUGAUUCGCUUGGAUGUCACGAAGUUGUGUGAUGCAGAUGUGGUGAUAGGAUGGGAAUGGAUGAAGAAGGCGGGAGUGGUCCUGGAUGUUAGGAGAGAGGUGAUAGAGAUCCCGGGUAGACAGAGAAGAGAGGAGAAGAAAUUAGGAGCAGUUUUUGGAUUCAAGGAAGGAGAAGUUUUAGGGCCUAGAGACUCGGCGUUGGAAGACGAACUUAGUGAGGAAGAACAAGAAGAACUGUUGGAGGAUUUGCUUGGGGAAGGGGUCAUAGUCUACAUCGACGACAUUCUGAUUUAUGCUAAGACUAAGGAGGAACUUAGAAGGUGCACGGUAAAGGUAUUUCAAAGACUUAGGGAAGCUAAAUUAUUUGUGAAGGCGGCUAAGU
This is a messenger RNA of Tremella mesenterica DSM 1558, 469 nucleotides long. RefSeq lists its product as uncharacterized. The annotation marks the transcript as partial. The record is from RefSeq and is a predicted model, not a curated record. Lineage: Eukaryota; Fungi; Basidiomycota; Tremellomycetes; Tremellales; Tremellaceae. The transcript has 2 exons.